This is a messenger RNA of Biomphalaria glabrata, 7635 nucleotides long. RefSeq lists its product as uncharacterized. The coding region runs from base 143 to 2833 and encodes 896 amino acids. The record is from RefSeq and is a predicted model, not a curated record. NCBI's taxonomy places the organism in Eukaryota, Metazoa, Mollusca, Gastropoda, Planorbidae. The transcript is spliced from 3 exons.
CUAGCUAAUCUGUUUAUAUUUUUUUAUAUCUGCAAUAGAUUCUAAAGACAAUUGGAUGUAUUACAGAGCCUUAUCUAGAGUAUUCUAGAGAUAGAGACUAGAUCUAGAUAUCUAUAUUUCUAUAUCUAGAUCUAUUUUAAAGAUGAAGAUUGUUUUUAAUUUGAAUGAACAAAGAGAAGUCGUAGAUAAUGUUAGUGUCGAUGACAAGUGUUUUCCUCUAGUUGCUGGCAUCCAUCCAUAUUCACUCUCUUCGACUGACCCAUCUCCUUUGUCAAGAGAGUCAGCUCUUUGGUUUAAAACCCUUGCAAUCGAUACAAUUUAUAUUGAUUGUAAUAAAAGGUUAAUUUUUUGGGUUCCUGUGCUUAAUGAUGUUGAUCCUGGAAUAGUUUCUAUGCGCAAGUCUGCACCUGCUGAUUCUCCUUCAGAAACGUUUAUACCAAGCAAUGCAACAGCUCUUUUUGAAGAUAGCAGCCAUUAUGAAUUUGAUGCCUCCUUGAAAGACAUGAUGGGAAAGUGUACAGAAAUAGUCAAGAACUACUUAAAGAAGAAAAUUUCCACAGAAGAUUUUAAUAAGAAAAUAGCACACAUUCUUCAUGUCUAUAUUUUGAAGUCUGUCACUUUCAGUGAGGAGCAUCUUUACAGUCUCAAUAGAGCAAAGAGUUUAAUUGAAGAACGCUUGAAAAAGGCAGAGAUGAGUAUUGUAGAUGUGGCAGAUAACAUUGAUAAGCUUAACAAGUGUCUUAAUGCUUUAAUGGCAAGCGUUCUUCAACAAGAAAACUUGGAGAGUGAGCUCUAUUUGAGAACCUGUGACAAGGAAUUUCUGAGAGUUUUCCUCAAUAGAACAGAAGGGGAGCUUGAGAGGCAAAAUUUAAUGUUGGAAGCAGAGCAAAGUAAAGUAAACUGGGCCAAAUCAAAUGAGGAUGUAGGGUGGAAGAUAGAGGAACUUCAAGAAAAAAGAAAUAAGCUUUUCAAGGAUAUAGAAAAGCUGAUCAAAGUCAGAGAGGCUAUAAAAAAUGUUAUUUCCAGGAAGGAAAAAACUAAAAGGAAAGUGAAAAAUGCAGACACUGUACCCAACUGUUUUCAUAAUAUCUUUGUUGAGAUCAACAGAAGAAUAAGUGUGGAGACUUUGGCCCUUGAUGCUUUGUGUAAUGAUAAGGUUAACAUCAGUGCUGCCAGAGAGGCCACAGUGGCUGCCAUUAUUGAGCUGAGCACCAGCGGCAGGAAUUCCAACAGGGAAACUAAGUUUGACCCAGAUGACUGCACUGACUUCUUGCCUGGCACUGAACAUGUAGAGAAGCCUGACAUGUGGCUCACAUUCCAAGAAAGAGUCACCCGUGUGUUGGAGCAUACAGCUUCAGAGCCUUACAAAAUUCACAAACGAGGCUGUGAGGCUUUGCGGGAUCAAAUCAAUCUCGCCCUCAGUGAAUAUUCCCUUGUAGUUGACACUGGGUUAAAGUCUAACAGUGUCCCUGGGCAUCAAGGACCAGUGAGUGAGACACCAGAUAACACUUUAUAUGAUAGCCUAAAUUUAUCAAAGAGAAAAAUCUCAAAACCAGAACAUGUUAUUUUUGAAGAAGAUACAAAUGUUAACACUGCAGCCUUAACUGACCAUGACAACAAAGACAUUCAAUAUAGGAACCACACUGCUGGUACAUCAUUUAAGACUUUCAGAGAAUCAUGUUCUGGUGUCAGUUCAGUCUUACCACAGGCGGACAAUAUAACAGUACAAUUGGCUCUUAAAUCUCUGAUGAAGCAGGUAGAUAACAUUAAAGGAGCCAUGCAAGCUCUCUUCUGUGAUGUUGUGGAAACCUUGUCUAUACAUAUUUGCCAGAAUUCUGUAGACUCUGUACCAGAACAACUUGAACUACUGUGGAAGUCAUAUGAGAGAUCAUUUUGUCAGGAAAUGUUGAAUGACUUGAAUAAGCUUUACUACACUGGACUUCAAGUUGGUAUACACAGUGCAUAUCAGGCCUUAACUAAAGAGCCUCUGCAUGAGAUUCUCAAAGGAGAUAAAAUUCUGGAUUUGUUUUUUGGUUCAAAACCUGACUUUGUUGGCAACAGUGCAGCAGUCCCAUUGGUCCACUCAGCAUUGGACACUAUCUCUAUAGCCAAAUCUGUGUCUUUACUAAGUCUGGACAUUCGUCAUUGUGCCAUUGAUGAUCUGUACAAUAUAGCAAAUUCUGACAGUCUGAGCCUGCAACAGAAGAUGCAGCUUGAUGACAAAGAUGACAUAGAUGAAGUGGUUGCUGAUAGUGCUAGCUCUGAGUCAUCAGAUGUGUCGAAUGAAACUGAAACUUCCUCUAAUUGUACAGACAUAAAGCCAGACAGUGGAAACGAAGAACUACUGAGCAUUGAUGAAACUGAAAUUGCACAUCCAGGUCUAUCUCAGAACUGGGCUAGUCUCAGUAACCGUGAUAAAAUAGCAGAGGUUUUGGAUCCUGUUCUCACCCCGUUCCGAAAGUAUGUAAAGAAAUGUCUUGACGCCAACUGUUUUUUAGAUAAAGUACGCUACAUCACAAAGGCUAUAGAAGACCUCAACCGGGACAUUUCCCGUCUUUAUGGCCCAACCCACCAGUCUGCAUGUGAUGACAUUAUAACAAUGUUGGUGCUAGCUUUGUCUAAUAUGUCUGAGGAUGUGUUUGUGGGCCUAUAUAUCGACCUUAGGCUUCUAAUGGACAUUCUGCCCACCUUUUUGAGUGGCACUUUGUAUGACUACAACCUUGUUUCCCUCUUUGCAGCAUAUGAUUUUCUCUUCUCUCGGAAUGUAUGCAACAGUGUUAUCAAGAAGUACCCUGGCAGCUUCAAGAGAAAGUCUGAGCGAGGGCGUGUUUAAAUGUGAACACUGUAUUAUCCUCAUAAUUAUUUGUUUUCUUGUCAGAGCAGCUGUGUGCAGCCUUUAAAAGUAUCUCUAUUUAAAUUUUUUUGGACAACUAUUAUUUAGCCCUGCCUGUCCUUCUAACACAGAUAAGCCUCAUUUUAUCCUGAACUUAUUUUUAUACUUUGUUUAGAUAAAUGUGUGCAAUAGUAGCCUGUUUUAAUUGUAUUAAAUAGUUAUCAAUUUUUUUUUUACUUGUACAGUUGAUGAAAAACACUAAACUAGUAGUUAUGAAGUCUUUCUUUCCUUUUAUUUAUUUAUAAAGUUAAAAAGAAACCAAUAGUCUAUUUAUUAUUAGUUUAUAGUAAAAGAAUAGUUUUUUUUGGUAAGGUACUACACUUCACUUAGGAUUUGUUACAUAGGGCAGUGAUGCUAAUGCUAACUUAAGUAGAAAAUUUAGAAUGGCUAGAUUAUGCAUUAGUCUUACAUCUUUCCAUCAAUCAAUUUAAUGGAAUACAAGAUAAAUUGGUGGCUUAUUGUUUAUGACACAUGGUUUUUACUUAUGCUGUGUAGUUUGAUAAAUAGAUGAUAUAGGCUUAUUGAUAGAUUCAAUGCCUCAAUUACCAAAGCUUUUUGAAAAGCCUGAAUCAAUAUUUUUUUUUCUACAAUAAGUAACCAUUUCAAAGCACUACAAACCAGGAGAUAUUGCUAGUGUCAAAACAUUUUAAUCAUAUUUGCCAUAGUUGUUAUUAAGUUUUUUGCUUGGCCUUGUAGCCCAAUUUUUUAAGUUUUUUUUUCCAAAAUGCUUUUUCUUACUAUAGCAAAUACAGCCUAAAUUGUCACAUUUAGGCUGUAAUAGGUUCAAAGUAUGGAUUUGAAAAAGUGUUGAAAUAUUAGCUGCAAUUUUUAUCAUUGGUGGAAAGUGACCGAACAUAUCUGGUCUCAAUCCUUAAGUUUAUCAAACCAGGUAUUACUGCUAAGCCUUUUUACCUGCUCCAUUAAAAAAUUUAGAUUAAUGACAAAGCUUUUAAAAGGACCAUAUCCUCUAUUAUUUCCUUAGUGAUUUAAAGAGGCUUAGAACAAAUUUUACAAGAGAGGGUUUCAUUAAAUGAGGUUAAACUUAAAAUCAAUGUGUAUGUUGCUUUAGAAAGAGUGUAGAACUUCAGUUUCACACUAACUUGUGUCACAGUGUUAAAUGAUUAGUUUUGGGUCAUUGUCUCCACUUGUUUUCAACAGUAUUGUCUAUGUUUAAACCUUUCAUCAUUCCCUAAUCACGGGCAUCCCAGAGAAAUAUUUUCGCAGUGUACAAUAAUUUUAUAUACUUCGAAAAGCCUUCUUAAUAAAAUGUUUAUAUACAGGGUGGUCGCUAGAAAAGUGGAAAAUUUGUCAAACAGCUAUUUAUUUUUACAAAGAAUAACUUUUAAAAAGUUUUCUAAAGGCAUAAUAUGUUUUAUUACACUCAUAGAUGCCAGAAAUGUCGUCCGUACACAUCAAGCUCCAUACGCAGUCAUUGAUUACACAAGUAUGGACUUUUGGAGCUUGUUAUUAUGAUCUCAUCUAACCCUCAAAUUUUCCGCUUUUCUAGUGACCACCCUGUAUUUUAUUUUAUUCACUAAUUUUUAUCUUCCAUUGUUUCUUCUUCAUUUCUUAGAUCCUCUGUACAGUCAAUAGUAAGGAUAAGUCUUUUAUUUUUUCUUUUGUUAAUAUAAUUUUUGAAUAGGGAAAUAUUGUUUUGUUUCUCUUUGAACUAUCCCAGCGUUUCAUCAAUGCAAACUGUUUGUUUAUUUUAACAUGCCAAAUUUUAUUCCUUUUUUUCAAAACAGUGAUAAGAAUCUUAUACAUACUAUUGUUUGAGAAUGAUGCAUUUUUACAAAUGAAAUAUACACUUUGCAAAUUUUUAUUAAAUUUUUUAAUUCUAAAUAUUUUAAUUCUACAUUUGUGUAAAAAUGAUAAAUCUAGGUAAAACCCUAUGCCAAGUGUUUCCAACAUAAAAACUAAGUCUUCUCUUUUUUGAAAAACUUUCCCUCUUUUUUUUUGUUUUACUUCCACUUACAGUAACUAUUUAGUAGGAACUAUCCCAUGUCAGUCUUUCCAUAAUAUUUUGUAAAAAUUCAGAUGCUUGCAAAUUUAAUUUGUAAAUAUAUAGAAUUAUAUGAAACUCUUUUAUUAAAAGUUGAGCAUUUUGUCAUGAUAACAAGUAAGAAUUACUUCCACCUAAAGACUAUAUAUAUGGUAUAUAUAUAUAUUUCUUAAAAAGCAUUAGGAAGGAAAAAAAAGCCAACAUUUCCAUUAAGUUACAGAUAUUCAUUACAAAAAAAAAUGUAAUAUUCUUUUUUUUUAUUAUUAUUAUCAAAGUUUUUUACAGCAGUGUUUUUCAAACUGUGAUUCCCCUACCACUGGUGACACUUCAAAACAUGCCAUGAGGUCUUUUAUUUUCAACAAAUCAAUGUCUAAAUGUUUUUUCCAUUUUUGUCUUUUUAUACUUUUCCAUCUAAAUUUAUCUCUACAAAGAAGCAAAAGUAUGUCUCACACUAAACACAUCAGCAAGAUGGAAUAAAUUGAUAAUGUUUUACAGUAUUUUACAUUUGAACAAUGUUAGCCUGUUAAAUUUGUUCUUGUUAGCCAGAAUCUGAAGUCAGAUAAAAGAAAUCAAGCACAUGACUUUGCAGUCAUCUAUUUAUACACCUUCCCCCCCCCCCUCCCUUUUUUUUUUAAAAAUAAUUCUUUAAUUUAGGAUAUUUGAUUAAAUUUCAUGUUAAAGUAUAGUGAUUAUAAUGAAUUUUCUUUCAGAAGAAUGAAUACAUGUGAACAUUAAUGCAUUGAUAUUGUUACUUCAGUAAACUGGCCAAGUGGUACAUGUUUAAAAAAGUUUGAAAAGCACUUUGUUAAAGAGUGGAAAGAAUCCGUUUUUGGAAUAAAAACAUUUUAUAUAUUGUCAAUGCUUGAAGUCUGGUGACACUGCUUAUAUAGCUAGCCCUAUCGAGCUAUCUGGUUCAAGGUUUAUAGAAUGAGGAUGAGAUGCUAAACUUAUUACAAACCAAGGAAAUAAUUAUUAUAUACCAAUGAAAUUUUUCAGUUCUCUCACCUACUUGAAUCUCUUCUGCAAGCAUUUAUUAAAUUAUCAGCUCAUUAAAUGUAGAAUUAGUCAGUGCAUAGAUUACAAAUUCUCACUUAACUACUGAUUUAGGAACUGCUGGCCAAGACCUGAAAAAAAAAAAUCUGUUUUUCACAUAAUAGGCCCCUAUCAAAGUAUGACCUAGUUGACCCACUUGUGCGAAGUUUUCAGACAUAGCGCUUUACAUGUUAGAUAAAUAAGUUUAAAAAAAAACAACAAUUAUGUAUUUAUCAUUCUUGUUAUUUAUGUUGCCAAAAUACAUUAAAAUAUACAAUGAAGAUUAUGCCAAUAAUAUGUAAAUGCAAUGGCCUAUAUAUAAUCUAUAAUGAUUUUCUUGUAAGCUGUUAAUAUUGCAAUGAUUUCUUAAUUUCUUUGUUUAAAUUUAAUUAAAAGGUACAAUUUCUAGCCAUAGUUUAUUAUAUUUUUAAAGUAACGGAGAAUGAAACCAAUUCUUUUAAUAUGAUUAUGUCAAUAUUUGUCUUUUGAUAACAAUGACAUCAUUUUGUUUACAACACAUUCUGUUACGUAUUCUAUUUUGAAUAUACUGUAAUUGGGAUAUACGCUCCAUUUAUGAUUGUCUUUUAUGGUUUGAAUUUUAGAUCAUAUUCGUUGAGAAAAAGUGUGUAAAUAGCUGUAAAGAUUUGAAUUCUAGAUCAUAUUUAUUGACAAAUUUUUUGUAAAUAGGAGUAAAGGUUUUAUCACGACAAUACCUUUGAAAAAUAGUUGUUUUUUUAAGAUCUUGAUUUAAAAUGUCUUUUUUUUUUUACUUUUUAAAUUUCAUAAAUGACUUCUUAGAUGCACACAAGUAGCUCAACACUUAUUUUUAGUUGACCUUGUGUAGACGAAUGAGUCAUAGGAUGUCUCUGUGAACUAUUUUAAAAGGACAUUAUAAUUACACAUUGUACUUCAAGAACUAUUUUAAAAGGACAUUAUAAUUACACAUUGUACUUCAAGAACUAUUUUAAAAGGACAUUAUAAUUACACAUUGUACUUCAAGAACUAUUUUAAAAGGACAUUAUAAUUACACAUUGUACUUCAAGAACUAUUUUAAAAGGACAUUAUAAUUACACAUUGUACUUCAAGAACUAUUUUCUUCUUUAACUGCUGUUAAGGGUUCUGUUUGGAAUACACUAUCAGCAAAGUACAUCUUUAGGAUGCAUAUGCAGAAUGAAGUUUACUAGAGCAUUGUGCGUGCUCAUAUAACAACAAAAUGCAAAUAUUUUCUGCAUUAAUUAAUUCAAUUUUUUAUUGUAUGAAUUUCGUCCUCUGUUGUUAUGUAAAAUCUUUUAAUUUGUAGUGGUCCAAUGUAUGAUCAGACUAAAUGAUUUGAGUAGGUCCUGGCAUAUUUGUAACAUUUCAACAUUGUGUAUUUAUAUCUAAAUCUAUCUUUGUAAUUAUGCAGAUUUUUAAUGUUUAUCUAACUCAAGGUCUGUUUGUGUAUUUUAACAGGGUUUUUUCAAAUCAUCACCAAUCCUAUACACAUUUUAUUUUUUUUGUACUUAAUUUUAUGGACCUCAUUCUUUUGGAUCUUAGGAUCAGUGAAAGUUUGAUGAAUUUCAAAUAUUAUUAUAGUCCAUUUUUCUUUUAAAUUAAUUUGAAUAUUAAACCAAAAGAAAAAAGUAACUUUUUUUUUAUAAACUUUACAUUUACACAAGAAUUUGAUUUAAAAACUAUGACUGUCUAUAAUUAUAACUACCUGCCUUUA